This is a messenger RNA of Planococcus citri (citrus mealybug), 2166 nucleotides long. Its product is annotated as probable 4-coumarate--CoA ligase 1. Gene Ontology annotation, molecular function: long-chain fatty acid-CoA ligase activity. NCBI's taxonomy places the organism in Eukaryota, Metazoa, Arthropoda, Insecta, Hemiptera, Pseudococcidae. The transcript has 8 exons. The record is from RefSeq and is a predicted model, not a curated record. Gene Ontology annotation, biological process: fatty-acyl-CoA biosynthetic process; long-chain fatty acid metabolic process. The coding region runs from base 109 to 1947 and encodes 612 amino acids.
UGCAUGCUUGUAUUUAAAAUCUGAUCAUCUAGUAGUAGCAGUUCGUAUUCGUACCGUUGACUAGGUAGUGUAUAUGGUGCAUCGAUAUUGCUAACAAAAGUCGUAAAAAUGUUUUCGAAAAAACACUCUUAUAAAAUUCUAUUCGCCUCGAACUCUAUAUUAUCACAUAAUCGUAGAAGUUUUAAUCAUUUAUCAAAAUCGUCGAUACCUCGUCUUAAAUUAGUUUCGUGCAACGGUAGGAAAUUUUUUCAAAAUGAAAAAUUCACUAGUUACGUUUUAUUUACCACUCAGCACAGGAGGACUUACGCUACUAGUGAAAAUAAUGUAGUAGAAUCAAAAUUUGGAACAAUUGAUAUACCGGAUUCGAAUCUGCCGCAGUAUAUUUGGAGGGAUAUUAAGAAAUGGCCCACAAAACCCAUGAUUACUUGUGGAAUUACUGGCAGAUCAUACACGUACGAAAAAGGUCGUCAAAUGUGUACGUUAUUUGCUCGAGCUUUGGUUUCAAAGCUGAAAUUAAAGAAAGGAGACGUUGUCGGUUUAUUGCUACCCAAUAUUCCUGAAUAUGUGCUCGCCAUACACGGUGCCAUGGAAGCUGGAAUGAUAGUUACAUUUGUGAAUCCUCUAUAUACUCCAAGCGAAAUCAAAAGGCAAUUCGAAAACGCCGACGUUAAAUACGCCGUGACAAUACCAGAGUUGUUAUCAAAUUUAGAAGCUGCCAUAUCCGAAUCGAGUCAUUACCGAGGAACCAUUGUUAUCAACAAACCAGAAAAAACUGAAUCAAAAUUCGACGUACACGAUUUCGGCAAAUUGAUCGCUUCUCAAGCUGAAUCUGAAUCCGUGCCUUUGUACACCCCCUCUUCGGAGGAUAUUGCUGUGCUGCCUUAUUCCAGCGGAACUACCGGUCUUCCUAAAGGAGUCAUGCUGACUCACAAAAACUGUGUAGCUAAUUUAAUGCAAUUGGAUCACGAUAACAUUCUUUCGUAUAAAGAUACUACAGAUACAUUCCAGGAGAUAUCACUGACAGUACUGCCUUUCUUCCACAUAUACGGAUUUAAUUCAAUUCUAAACCUCGCCGUGAACAAAGGCUUACAUUUAGUAACAAUGCCGAAAUUCGUACCAGAAGCCUAUAUCAAAUGCCUGCAACAGUAUAAGCCCAAUUUAUUAUUCGUAGUUCCAUCUUUAUUGCUGUUCUUAGCUUCACAUCCGAGUGUGAAACCCGAGUAUUUGGCCUCUGUUAGAGAAAUCGUCAGUGGAGCUGCUCCGGCUAGUAAAUCUUUAAUCGAGAAUUUUAGGAAUAAGUUUAACCACGAUGAAUUAGUAAUUAGACAAGGAUAUGGAAUGACCGAGUUAUCCCCCUGCGCUCUACUUUCACCUCUCAAUCUGGGCUUCGAAAAGCACGGUUCCGCUGGUGUGUUGAUCAGGGAUACCAAAGCCAGAGUGGUCAGUUUGAAAGAUGGGAAAAACCAGCCAGCUUAUGAGUCUGGUGAAUUAUACAUUAAAGGACCACAGGUUAUGAAAGGAUAUUGGAAAAACGACAAAGCCACUGAAGAAAUCCUAGAUAAAGAUGGUUGGCUGCGUACCGGAGAUGUGGUGUACUACGACAACGAUGAAUUCUUUUACGUUAUUGAUCGUACAAAAGAACUUAUUAAAGUUAAAGGAAACCAGGUAUCACCCACCGAACUUGAAGGAAUAAUACUCAAACUACCCGAAAUCGCCGACGUAGCUGUAGUCGGAAUACCGGACACAUUAGCCGACGAAAUACCUAAAGCCUUCGUUGUUCUGAAACAAAAUGCUCAAAUAAGUGCCGAAAAAAUCAUCGAUCACGUUAAUCAGCAAGUCGUCCAUUACAAAAAAUUAGCCGGAGGAGUCGCUUUCAUCAACGCAAUCCCUCGUAACGUCGCUGGAAAAAUAUUACGAAACGAGUUAAAAGUACUAGGUGGCAAAUAAAAAACCAAACCUGCUGAAAAUCGUGUCUCGUUAUCACGAACCUACGUAUUUAAUUUGUUAAAAAAAAUGCUCCAUUUAAAAAAACGCAUAUUUUAGGGUAAAAUUUGUAUUUGGUGUAUAGAAUUUUACAUCUUCGAUUAAUGUUAUCAUUUUAAUAAUGUACAAUAAUAGUUUAAUUUUUUCUUUUAGUCAAUUACAUAUCAACGUUAUUUUUAUCAA